This is a messenger RNA of Gryllus bimaculatus (two-spotted cricket), 1064 nucleotides long. Lineage: Eukaryota; Metazoa; Arthropoda; Insecta; Orthoptera; Gryllidae. The record is from the annotation of a GenBank genome assembly.
CCAAGAAUUGGCCGAGGCCCUGCUGAACAGCCCGCUGCCCGGCUGGCCAGGCCGCAGGGCAGAGGAACCGGACGAUCAGCCGGACGAUCAGCCGGACGAUCAACCGGACGAGGCGGCAGUGCAGGCGGCGAGGGAGCAGGAGGACGAGGCGGCCAAGAAGGCGAGAGAGGAGGAGGAGAAGGCGAAGGAGGAGGCGGCAAAGGUGGCGGCCAUGGAGGCUCUUGUCCACGAGCAGCAGCUGGAGAUGCAGGCGCGCAUCAAGGACGCCCAGGAGGCCAUGCAGAAGCAGCUGGCCUUGGCCACCCAGGGCUUGUCGCACCUGUUCCGGUUCCGCCGUUCCGCGGCGCCGUGGGACUUCCUGGGGCUCGACGCCGCCACCGCCGCGCUCUCCGGCCUGCGCCAGAUGGACGAGCUGAUUCGCAUCCAGAGCGGCGCGCCGCUGCACACCGUGCGGCUGCCCGGCUUCCCGUCGCACUUGUUCCAGCGCGGAGGCGGGUUCGCGCUGCCCGGCUUCCUCACGGGCUUUGACUUGGCCCAACAGAGUUAGUGCCCUACUUAUUCUAACAGCCGCCCGCCACGUUCGCUCCCCUCCGGGACCUCCCGUGAGUUUCCGCAGCGACGGGAACUCUUCGAAGCCUCGUGGGUGGCGAUCUCUGGCGGCGUGAGCAUGGUCGAUUGGGAAUACAAGUUGUGAAGCUUCAGGACGCGAAACAACUUAUUGUGUUGGAAAAUAAAAAUAGAAAUGUUUGUGUAUGUAUGCACUUGCUCUGUUUGGAUUCCUCAUACUUAUUUAUGCCCUCAAUUGUAUCUAUUUCUUUAUAUAUAACAUUUACAUCGUACUUCUAUGUACUCGUAUAUUAACAUGCACCGAUGCUUCGAAGAUAUUUAUAUAUUUUCCAUCACUAAUGCUAUGUUUUUCUUUCCUUCUUCAACAACUUAUAUUCCAGUUUCAUUGCACCAGUCGUUAAAAUACUGUAAACUAUAUUUUUCUGUUAAUGUUUUGCACGUCAAUGUCUAUAAUUUACACCUUUGCUUGCCACAAGAAUAUAUAAGAUAUAUCAUCA